UUGUUCCCCUAAGCCAGCCAUAUAUAAUGAAUUUGUACCUUUUUUGCUUGGAAAACAGACUCAUUUUUACCCAAAGAGAACAUUACUGUACUUUCAGGGUACAUUUGGGAAAUUUGAUCCUUGAAAAAACUAAAAUGUACCUCCACAGUGACUUCAUUUGUGUGUGUGAGUGCUCAAGAGCCCAACGGCAGGGUUCGUUUUUCAUUUUCGGGGCUGUCUGCGUGCACUCUCACUCACCCCCCCCCUCGCCCCUCUCUCUCCUCCCCGGCGCAGAUCGACGUGCUGAAGGCCGACAUGGAGAGCGCGGAGUGGAAGAUUCUGGAGAACCUGGUCCUGGAGGACGUGCUGGGCGAGAUCGGGCAGCUGCUGCUGCAGGUGCACCUGCACUGGCCCGGGUUCGAGGUGGGCGGGGACGACAGCACCGUGGUGCGCUACUGGUACAGCCUGCUGAGGGAGCUGCAGCGACAUCACUUCCUGCUCUUCUACAGCCACUGUGAUGUCACAAAGCCCCGCCUCUUCCUGCACAAGAACCUCUUCAACGCCAGCAGCACCUACACUCUGGGCUGGGUCAACACCCAGUGGAAGCCCCAGUAGGGACUGGUGCAUGCUGGGAGAUGUAGUCCAACCAGGCUGCCCGGAGGACAAUCAAUGGGGAAACUAUUGCGAGUGACUACGAUAUUUAAAAAUUCAUCGUGGGACACAUUUUUUUUUUUGCUCCUCAAGGACUGCAUGAGCAGGGAAGAAAAUAAGUCAAAUUAAUUCGACACCGAGUGUGUUCCGUUCCCCGAGCAUUCUGGGCGACGUAGUCUAAACAGGCCGCUCAGAGGCGAUCGAUAGGAAGCAAUUACAGGCAUUUGUCCUCCAGGCACUACAGUAACUUUUAAUAUUGAUCCCGGCACACAUUCGUCAUCAAGUAUGCAUGAGCAGCGAAGAGAAGUGAAAUUAAUUCGACACCGAGUGCGUACUGUGCCUCGAGCAUGCUGGCCGAUGUAGUCCAAGCAGGCUGGUCACAGAGGUGGCCAAUCGGAAGGGAUGGUGUUACUGGGCUGCAGGCUCUAUAAUAUUUUUCGUAUAUUGAUCAGGGUACACAUUCUUCAGGUAUGCAUGAACGUGUGAAUAUAGUACAUGCUCCAUCAUCCCCAGCUAGAGACUUUCAAUUUCAUUUUUCUCCGAAAUUUAAUCAACAUGAAUAUAUAAUGGUCUUCUCCACUCGGUCGGUCAAGAUUUUCUUGGGGGAGGGGUAAGGUAUUUACGGUGUCGCCCUGGUGCUCCCUGCGUCCUAUCUUGGUCUGAACUGUUUCGAGAGGACAAAGGAAAAUCAUUUUAGACUCUCCAGCUAGCCUAGCCUGCAGGUCUGUGGACUGUGGGAGGGAACCGGAGUCCCUAGAGCAGGUGUCAGUAGCCCUGGUCCUGGAGACUGGUUUCCACCGUCACUCAGCACUUAAGUGAUCAAUGAACGAUUAACACAGUUAACUCGCCUCACCUUGUUCCUUGGGUUUGGAUCGACUGUUAAGGCGAAAACAGAAACGGACUCACCCUGCGGCUCUCCGGGACCAGGGUUGCCACUAGGAGGAGGACACGGGGAACACGCAAACACCACGGCCGGGAUUCGAACCCGGGACCUUCUCGCAGAGGCUACAGUGCUCUCCACCCCACCACCGUGCCACCCAUGGAGGGAGAGCAAAACUAAAGAGAAGCCGAAUCGUCCAUCUUCUCCUCCGAGAGACGUGAAGGCUGAACUUGAUGAAAAAUUAAAUUGAGAAAACUUGCCAAGUCAGAGACCGUUUUAAUCAUCCUUUUCUCACACCCCACACCGCCCCCCGCCCCCCUCUCCACCCACCGUUUCCGAGGUGGCGUUUUUUUAACUACUGUGUAGUUAGAAGGUAUUGUCAAAUGUAUUAAAUUUAAUCACCGGCUUUGCUUUCCUUCCCUUUGGAAAUCAUCGAUCCCAAACAAAUAUGUACAGUUCUGUCGGUCUCAUUAAAGCACGUUUUUAAAAUGGAGGAAUUAAGAUGUUCAUUACAGAACUGAAGCUGCCGGUGCUGGUUAAUCAUGAGAAGCAGAACCGGCUUUGCCUCGGAGAUAUGGAGAGAUGGAGAGAUAGAGCCAGCAGCCCCCCCCCCCCCCCCUCCCUCCCUCCCCCCACCAAUCUUAGCCCAAGCAUUUCUAAAUAUCAAGAGCUACCGAUCUUCUGUUACUUUAGAGGAUUAACAAAGUAAAUAUUUUCAGAGAUCCAAUGUUUCAUUAAAAAAGAGACCUUUGAUGUUGAAUGGAAUUUGGGUGUGGGUUGGUGGGGGGGGUAUAAUAAGUUAAGAGACUUAUUGUACUUGGGAUUUGUUACUGUUUCUAUGAAAGGUCAACAAACUGAGCACAUUAAUA
Molecule: messenger RNA, 2379 nt
Organism: Conger conger (European conger)
Lineage: Eukaryota; Metazoa; Chordata; Actinopteri; Anguilliformes; Congridae
Product: probable methyltransferase-like protein 24
Exons: 1
Coding region: 295-594 (99 amino acids)
Source: RefSeq, a predicted model, not a curated record